AUGUCCUUCUUCGUACCUCAGGUGUCGACGCGAGUCACUGCCCAGGCUCCUGCCCGGAAUCCCUACGGCCCUCCCUCGGCAGCCAUCGAACCAACCCCAGAGUACGUCCAGCAGCUGCGGUCUAUGACGCACCACAAAGACCUUCUUGUCAAAAGUGGUUUCAUCAUCGCUCAGCUGUCUCUGUCGGACGUGGAGGGCAAGAAGCGCUGCCGACGAUGUAAUGCACGUUGUAACAAGAGGGGAAACAAGUACAAGGGGGACGCCCAAGAUGGAAAGAAGGGGAAUAGAAAUCCUCGUCAGAACCAUGCAGCGUCCAGGCCCAAGCCCAGGGCCAUUCCCAUUGUUGACUUGGACGACAUCCAAGGAGACGCCAAGAAGGACGGGGACGACAGGGACGACGGCAAGGACGACAAGGACAAGAAGAAACCCAUUCUGAAAUGCCAAUAUCAUACUGGCCGCGUCUUCAACAUGCACUGGAAUUGCUGUCGAACCUUCGCCUCCACCCCCGGCUGCACCUUUGCCCCGGAGCAUCUCACGAGGGCAUACACCCAAAAAGAGCUCUUCGACCGUCACCAAUACCAUAGGACACCUCCGUCCACCCUCGUCGACCUCAACCCGGAUCCACUCAUCACCCUCUCUUUGACAGACGCUUACACGCCCUCCGGCCCUCGCCAGUCGCGCCGUGCUGUAGCCAUAGACUGCGAGAUGGGCGUCGCAUUUGAUGGAGAAUCCGAGCUCAUUCGGCUGACCCUUGUCGACUACUUCACCUCCGAGAUUCUACUGGACAGCCUUGUAGUGCCUGCGGUUGGCAUGUCGCACUUCAACACCCGCUACUCUGGCGUUUCCCGCCAGGCCAUGGACGAGGCCCGGCGGAAGGGCAAGUGUAUCACUGGAGGCGUGGCCGCGGCGCGGCAAGAGGUAUGGCGUUGGGUCGAUCCUGAGACGAUCGUCGUCGGACACGGCGUGAACAACGAUCUCACCUCGCUGCGCUGGAUUCAUCCCCUCGUCGUCGACUCGAUGCUGCUCGCUACGGCAGCCAAGGCCGAGAAGGAGAAGCGAAAGGAGGAGGAGGAAGAGGAGAGAAAAAAGGCCCUGGCUCUCGAGGAAGCUAAGAACAUCCAAGAAGCUGAGGUGCCUGACGAAGACUUGAUCUCUUUUGACUCAGAGAAUGAGAACUCGAAAGGCAAGCAGAAGGGGAGGGAGGACAAGGCGAAGAAGCAAAAGGGCAGCGGUCUUUCGCUCAAGAACCUCACCCAGGACCUUCUGGGUCGGCAAAUCCAGGUUGGCAAGAUGGGCCACGACAGCCUAGAGGAUGCCCUGGCGGCCCGAGACCUGGUGCACUGGUUCGUGACGCAGAAGUGCGAGGAACUGAAGGCCCGGAAUCAGAACCCAGCCAUAAUGGGCUUUUGGUAG
This is a messenger RNA of Colletotrichum gloeosporioides, 1413 nucleotides long. RefSeq names its product RNA exonuclease 3. Gene Ontology annotation, molecular function: nucleic acid binding; exonuclease activity. The coding region runs from base 1 to 1413 and encodes 470 amino acids. The record is from RefSeq and is a predicted model, not a curated record. Gene Ontology annotation, cellular component: nucleus. The transcript has 3 exons. Lineage: Eukaryota; Fungi; Ascomycota; Sordariomycetes; Glomerellales; Glomerellaceae. Gene Ontology annotation, biological process: ribosomal large subunit assembly; rRNA processing.